AUGCAGUCGACAUCAGCAGCGAUUGCAGCAGCAGCCGUUUCGGGCACCGACCUGAGAGCUCAAGCCAACAGCGUCAAGGGAUCUGACGCAGCUGCUAAGAAGAACCCGAGCUCUGCUAGCGUGUUGGCCAGCAACGGGUUCGAUGCCCCCGAGGCUGAAGCAUGGAUGCAGAGCAGAUGGAAGGUCGUACACUCGAGCACUACGGACAAGAGGGUGCCAGAAGCUGAGAGGCCACAAGUCUAUAAGGCAGCCCCGGGCGCUGCUGGAGCUGCGUGGGGUCCUAACAAGACUGGCGCAGGUCGCUAG
This is a messenger RNA of Sporisorium graminicola, 306 nucleotides long. RefSeq lists its product as uncharacterized. The transcript is spliced from 3 exons. The record is from RefSeq and is a predicted model, not a curated record. Lineage: Eukaryota; Fungi; Basidiomycota; Ustilaginomycetes; Ustilaginales; Ustilaginaceae. Bases 1 to 306 code for a protein of 101 amino acids.